Tupaia belangeri chinensis (Chinese tree shrew) is the source of this 4839-nucleotide messenger RNA. It is a transcript of the gene ERBB4, whose product is annotated as erb-b2 receptor tyrosine kinase 4. Gene Ontology annotation, cellular component: plasma membrane; signaling receptor complex; basal plasma membrane. Gene Ontology annotation, molecular function: epidermal growth factor receptor binding; ATP binding; transmembrane receptor protein tyrosine kinase activity. The coding region runs from base 637 to 4563 and encodes 1308 amino acids. Gene Ontology annotation, biological process: multicellular organism development; negative regulation of apoptotic process; neurogenesis. Lineage: Eukaryota; Metazoa; Chordata; Mammalia; Scandentia; Tupaiidae. The record is from RefSeq and is a predicted model, not a curated record. The transcript has 28 exons.
AAUUUCUCUGUGGGGCUGCAGCUGGAGACAGUGGAGCGUUUGAAAUGACGCUCGGAGCUUUAAUUACCGCAGCCGCCGGACAAGUGUGAGGAAAGCUGACAGGAAAAAGAAGGACACGAUCCGGGGAGAAGCAAGACGCUCCCCCCGCCCCCUUCCCUCCCGAAUUGAACUGGAGGUGCGCGGAAACUGAAAAAGGAGCCGAACAUAGCCCGGCUUGAAGGGAGAGGCCGGAAACCUACCGCCUCUUUGCAAUCAACUUUUUUUGGAAACCUUUUCCCCCCUUCCUUUUUAUUGUUGGCCAACCAGUGAGAGAGCGAGAGAGAAAGUGAGGAGGGAGCGAGAAAGCAAAGGCUCACAGGGGGAAAUAGCUGCACAGUCCGGCCCGGAGCACCAGGCGCACACACUCGAGCACACUCCCACAGGCGCACACACGCGCGCAUACUCAUCUCCUCCUCCGGUCCCCAGCCCUGGACCCGCGGGCGCGGACUCGAUCGUCAGCCCCGGGAGCCGGAGCCCCGCGCCCGCCCCCCUCCCGCUCCCACGCGCGCGGGUUGGGGGAAUCUCCACUGCGUGCCCGAAAGGGGCUAUGCCAUUUGGACAUGUAAUUGUCAGCACGGGAUCUGAGACUUCCAAAAAAUGAAGCUGGCGACAGGACUGUGGGUCUGCGUGAGCCUUCUCGUGGCGACGGGGACCGUCCAGCCAAGCGCUUCUCAGUCAGUGUGUGCAGGAACAGAGAAUAAACUGAGCUCUCUCUCUGACCUGGAACAGCAGUACCGAGCCUUGCGCAAAUACUAUGAAAACUGUGAGGUCGUCAUGGGCAACCUGGAGAUCACUAGCAUCGAGCACAACCGGGACCUCUCCUUCCUACGGUCUAUUCGAGAAGUCACAGGCUACGUGCUAGUGGCUCUUAAUCAGUUUCGCUACCUGCCUCUGGAGAAUUUACGUAUUAUUCGUGGGACAAAACUUUAUGAGGAUCGGUAUGCCCUGGCAAUAUUUUUAAACUACAGAAAAGAUGGCAACUUUGGUCUUCAAGAACUUGGAUUGAAGAAUUUGACAGAAAUUCUGAAUGGCGGAGUCUAUGUAGAUCAGAACAAAUUCCUUUGUUAUGCAGACACCAUUCAUUGGCAAGAUAUUGUCCGGAAUCCAUGGCCUUCCAACAUGACUCUGGUGUCCACAAACGGCAGCUCAGGAUGUGGACGUUGCCAUAAGUCGUGUACUGGCCGAUGCUGGGGACCCACAGAAAAUCAUUGCCAAACUUUGACCAGGACAGUAUGUGCAGAACAAUGUGAUGGCAGGUGCUAUGGACCCUACGUCAGUGACUGCUGUCACCGAGAAUGUGCUGGAGGCUGCUCAGGACCUAAGGACACAGACUGCUUUGCCUGCAUGAAUUUCAAUGACAGUGGAGCAUGUGUAACUCAAUGUCCCCAAACUUUUGUCUACAAUCCAACCACCUUUCAACUGGAGCACAAUUUCAAUGCAAAAUACACCUAUGGAGCAUUCUGUGUCAAGAAGUGCCCACACAACUUUGUGGUAGAUUCCAGUUCUUGUGUGCGUGCCUGCCCAAGUUCCAAGAUGGAAGUAGAAGAAAAUGGGAUUAAGAUGUGUAAACCUUGCACUGAUAUCUGCCCAAAAGCUUGUGAUGGCAUUGGCACAGGGUCACUGAUGUCCGCUCAGACUGUGGAUUCAAGUAAUAUUGACAAAUUCAUAAACUGCACUAAGAUCAAUGGGAAUUUGAUCUUCCUUGUCACCGGUAUUCAUGGAGACCCUUACAAUGCAAUUGAAGCCAUAGACCCAGAGAAAUUGAAUAUCUUUCGGACAGUCAGAGAGAUAACAGGUUUCUUGAACAUACAGUCAUGGCCCCCAAACAUGACCGACUUUAGUGUUUUUUCCAACUUAGUGACCAUUGGUGGAAGAGUGCUCUAUAGUGGCCUCUCCUUGCUUAUCCUCAAGCAACAGGGCAUCACCUCUCUUCAGUUUCAGUCCCUGAAGGAAAUUAGCGCAGGAAACAUCUAUAUUACCGACAACAGCAACCUGUGUUAUUAUCAUACCAUUAAUUGGACUACGCUCUUCAGCACGAUCAACCAAAGAAUAGUGAUUCGGGACAAUAGGAAAGCUGAAAACUGUACUGCUGAAGGAAUGGUAUGUAAUCAUCUGUGUUCAAAUGAUGGCUGUUGGGGACCUGGACCUGACCAGUGCCUGUCAUGCCGCCGCUUCAGUCGGGGAAAGAUCUGUAUAGAGUCAUGUAACCUCUAUGAUGGUGAAUUCCGGGAGUUUGAGAAUGGCUCCAUCUGUGUGGAAUGUGAUCCCCAGUGUGAGAAGAUGGAAGAUGGCCUCCUCACAUGUCAUGGACCGGGACCUGACAACUGUACAAAGUGCUCUCAUUUUAAGGAUGGCCCGAAUUGUGUGGAAAAGUGUCCAGAUGGCUUACAGGGAGCAAACAGUUUCAUUUUCAAGUAUGCGGAUCAGGAUCGGGAGUGUCACCCAUGCCAUCCGAACUGCACCCAAGGGUGUAACGGUCCCACUAGUCAUGACUGCAUUUACUACCCAUGGACGGGCCAUUCCACCUUACCACAACAUGCUAGAACUCCCCUGAUUGCAGCUGGUGUCAUUGGUGGUCUCUUCAUCGUGGUCAUCCUGGGUCUGACAUUUGCAGUGUAUGUUAGAAGGAAGAGCAUCAAAAAGAAAAGAGCCUUGAGAAGGUUUCUGGAAACAGAGUUGGUAGAACCCUUAACGCCCAGUGGCACAGCACCCAAUCAAGCUCAACUUCGGAUUUUGAAAGAAACCGAGCUGAAGCGGGUAAAAGUCCUUGGCUCAGGUGCCUUUGGAACAGUUUAUAAAGGUAUCUGGGUACCUGAAGGAGAAACAGUGAAGAUUCCCGUGGCCAUUAAGAUUCUCAAUGAGACAACCGGUCCUAAAGCCAAUGUGGAAUUCAUGGAUGAAGCUCUGAUUAUGGCAAGUAUGGACCAUCCACACCUAGUCCGGUUAUUGGGUGUAUGUCUAAGCCCCACUAUCCAGCUGGUGACCCAGCUCAUGCCCCAUGGCUGUCUGUUGGAUUACGUCCAUGAACACAAGGAUAACAUUGGAUCACAGCUGUUGCUUAACUGGUGUGUCCAGAUAGCUAAGGGAAUGAUGUACCUGGAAGAAAGACGACUUGUUCAUCGGGAUUUGGCAGCCCGUAAUGUCUUGGUGAAAUCUCCAAACCAUGUGAAAAUCACAGAUUUUGGACUAGCCAGACUUUUGGAAGGAGAUGAAAAAGAGUAUAAUGCUGAUGGAGGAAAGAUGCCUAUUAAGUGGAUGGCUCUGGAGUGUAUACAUUACAGGAAAUUCACCCAUCAGAGUGACGUCUGGAGCUAUGGAGUUACUAUAUGGGAACUGAUGACUUUUGGAGGAAAACCUUAUGAUGGAAUUCCAACCCGAGAAAUUCCUGAUUUAUUAGAAAAAGGAGAACGUUUGCCUCAGCCUCCUAUCUGCACUAUUGACGUUUACAUGGUCAUGGUAAAAUGUUGGAUGAUUGAUGCUGAUAGUAGACCUAAAUUUAAGGAACUAGCUGCUGAAUUUUCAAGGAUGGCUCGAGACCCUCAAAGAUACUUAGUUAUUCAGGGUGAUGAUCGUAUGAAGCUUCCCAGUCCAAAUGACAGCAAGUUCUUUCAGAAUCUCUUGGAUGAAGAAGAUUUAGAGGAUAUGAUGGAUGCUGAGGAGUACCUAGUCCCCCAGGCUUUCAACAUCCCACCUCCGAUCUAUACUUCCAGAGCGAGAAUUGACUCCAAUAGGAGCGAAAUUGGACACAGCCCUCCUCCUGCCUACACCCCCAUGUCAGGAAACCAGUUCGUAUACCGAGAUGGGGGCUUUGCUGCAGAACAAGGAGUGUCCAUGCCCUAUAGAGCCACAACCAGCACAAUCCCAGAAGCUCCAGUUGCUCAGGGUGCUACAGCUGAGAUGUUUGAUGACUCCUGCUGCAACGGUACCCUACGUAAACCAGUGGCACCUCAUGUCCAAGAGGAUAGCAGCACCCAGAGGUACAGCGCUGACCCCACCGUGUUUGCCCCAGAACGGAGCCCACGAGGAGAGCUGGAUGAAGAGGGUUACAUGACUCCUAUGCGGGACAAACCUAAACAAGAAUACCUGAAUCCAGUGGAGGAAAACCCUUUUGUUUCUCGGAGAAAAAAUGGAGACCUUCAAGCUUUGGAUAAUCCUGAAUAUCACAAUGCUUCCAAUGGUCCACCCAAGGCGGAGGAUGAGUAUGUGAAUGAGCCACUAUACCUCAAUGCCUUUGCCAACACCUUGGGGAAUGCUGAGUACCUAAAGAACAAUGUACUCUCUGUGCCAGAGAAGGCCAAGAAAGCUUUUGACAACCCUGACUACUGGAACCACAGUCUGCCACCUCGGAGCACCCUUCAACACCCAGACUACCUGCAGGAGUACAGCACAAAAUAUUUUUAUAAGCAGAAUGGACGGAUCCGGCCUAUUGUGGCAGAGAAUCCUGAAUACCUCUCUGAGUUCUCACUAAAGCCAGGCACUGUGCUGCCUCCUCCACCCUACAGACACCGGAAUACUGUGGUGUAAGCUCAGCUGUGGUUUUAAGAUAGUGAGACAGGCCUGCUCCAAUUUCCCCACCUCCUCUCUUUCUCUGGUGGUCUUCCUUCUAACUCCAAGGCCAGUAGUUCUGACACUUCCCAGUGGAAGAUGUAGAGAUGCAAUGAUAGUUAUGUGCUUAUCUAACUUGAAUAUUGGGAGGAAGGACUGAAAGAGAAAGAUAGGAGGAACCAACCACACUGUUUCUUUAUUUCUCUGCAUGGUUUGGUCAGGAGAAUGGAACAGCUAGAGAAAGGCCAGAAUAUA